Mesorhabditis belari is the source of this 930-nucleotide messenger RNA. Lineage: Eukaryota; Metazoa; Nematoda; Chromadorea; Rhabditida; Rhabditidae. The record is from the annotation of a GenBank genome assembly.
AUGGCUCCCAUUUCAAAAAUUGAUUCGACUCAAAAUGCGAUCGAAAUUUUUACUAUGGCUUUGCUUUCUUUUUUCGGCACAAGCUUUGGAGUUGCCGGGAUUCAUGUUGUGCAAAAGAAUUCGUAUUUGAAAGGCUUGGUAAAACAUUAUCUCUUGUUGGAUUUGAUUGCUCUCACAAUGGCCAGCUUUGGUCAUUUGAUUUGGGGUCUACCAUGUUGUUUGUGGAACCUCAACGAACUAUUGCCAUUUGUCAAUCGACUAGUUGGCAAUAUUGUUUAUGCGUCAAUGACAAUGGGAUACAACGCAAGGCUCUUCCUUGGCAUUAAUCGACUACUUGCCAUUGCCUUUGAAGGAAAAUACUUCAAAAUGUUUGAAAGCACAAGACUUUUACAGUACGCGAUUAUGAUCUCCUAUCCACUCGUCGUUCUCGCCCUUCUUUUUCUCCCUAGUUGCGGUGUCACCUUUACGCCAAAUGGAAUCAACCAUUUUGGUUUUCAAGCUGAAUGUGGCGUUCGAUGGCUGAUUCUCAUUUUGGUCUCAUCAUUCAAAGCUACUAACUGGGGUUUCGCCAGCUACUUUUUCAUGCCACUGAUUGUCAUUUUUGAUUCAUUUGUCUUCUUUCUGAUGCGACGUCGAUAUCGAAAUUUCCAAAAGGAACAAAAACAUCAAGCGAAUCAAACAAAAGCUCGAGAUCUUCGAAGAGAGUACAAGUUGGCACUUCAGAUGGGAACAAACGCGGUGGCUAUGUUGUGUGCAAUUUCCUCCAAAUUUGCCAAAGUACUCCUUGUCGACGCAUUUAGUUAUUGGUUUGCCUCGACGGCUUUCUUGUUGCUUACUUGUUUGCUUUCAAACAUUUCAUACGCUCUUUUACUUCGCGAUUCAACCUCAAAGAAAACCGAGAAAAAGACCAUUUCAAUUGGAGCAAAUUCU